AUGUCCACGACCUUGAGAAAAGAGACAAAUAUUUCAAAUGACGUGCAUCUGCCACCUGAAGUAUGGUAUCGUGUAUGCUCAUUUCUCCCCAAAUCAGAUCUCGUCAGCUUGAGACUUGUCUGCUCCAUGCUGGGCAGCAUUGCACUAGCAGAAUGCUACAAGACCAUAUACAUGGAGAUACAUCGAGAAUCCUCGCCUCGAAGACUUUGCGAAAUCGCUAAAUCAUGCAAACUUCGCCAUCAAGUUCGAGAAUUAGUAUUGUACGACAACGCAGAUUACUACUGGGGGUUCAGGAGCGAUUAUAGCCGUCAAAGUUUUCUCAACACACUCCCAUUUGUCCGUUUCUUCAGCAGAUUAACCUCCCUUCGUGUCCGGUUUCGUACAUACCCCCCGGACUUCCACAAUCGAGAUAACGAUCUCGCCAUUCAGCAUCGGCACGCUAUGCUGGAUACAAUAUUUUUUUGGAUUGCGGGGAUGGGGAAUACAGAUACUCGAGAGAUGAUCGACUUCGAUGCUGGUUCUCACGGAGACAAGAUCCAAGAGGAUCCAGACGGAAGAAUGUCCAUUUCUGAUUUUGCGGACUUUUCCCAGCCAGCUAUACCACUCCAACAACUCAUCGUUACCAAUUUACCAAGCCACCAUGGUGUCCGAUUUAAAAUUUCAGAAGCUUUCUUAAAGAUCAUAUCAAUGGCUAGUCUUAGGGAUCUCAGGCUCCAUGCUGAGGCACGGAGAGACUCAAUUCACCCCCUCGAUGCACCGGAAGUUUCUUCACCAUACAGCCCAGGGACGUACAAGUUUUUCGAUAGCUUGCAUGUCUCAUGGCUCGCUCCAGAAAUCGCCAAUAAUCUGCGGAUUCUGACUCUCCAUUGCCAAGACUUCUGGGGAUGGUGUCCCAGGAUGGAUCUUCGUCGCUUUGAGUUUCCCCAGUUAAAGGCUCUUUCUCUUGGACGAUAUGUCUUCAGCCAUCAGUGGCAGACUGACUGGUUCGCAUCUAUUGGGAAACGGAAUGGCAGUGAAGGGUUAGAGGAGCUUUAUCUUCAUGAUUGUCCCAUCCUUUAUGAAGCUACCCAGAUAGGCCCCUUUGACACAUUUGAUCCCGGAUAUCCUCUUACAGAGUCAGUGCUAGGCGAUAUGCAAGACCAUGAAACCCACAAAUAUCCAAUUCGAUGGCACAAUAUCCUCUCACAGUGGAUGAGACUGUUAAAUAAGCUCAAGGUCUUUCAUAUGGCACAAAGGACCUACCAGAAAAGUCCGCAAGAUAUGUUCACGAAGCAUAAAUAUGUCGAAGAAAUUUCGCUGCGUCAUCGAAUCUGGUAUGAUCUUCUAGAAGAGCUAGGAAGCCCUUAUCCUUCAGGACCUGUGACUCACUCAAGUCUGGAACACGCAUCGAGUUUAAAAAGGCAACUGACCGGUAUCAAAUUUGAUCAACAUCGAGAUGUCCGGAUGAAGUAUAUCAAAUACGACAUUCAGAGAGAGCCUGAUAAUGCUCAUUGGCCAUGGGAUCAUCCAGAGGAUUCCUAUGAGGGUUUGGCACCGGAAGAAGGUACUGUUAUGAGAGACAAUGCCGCUUAUGGGAUGCUCAUGGAUGCGGUUAAUUCAAGGGCUGUGUUAGGAGGCUCCGUCUAA
This is a messenger RNA of Fusarium venenatum, 1626 nucleotides long. RefSeq lists its product as uncharacterized. The record is from RefSeq and is a predicted model, not a curated record. Gene Ontology annotation, molecular function: protein binding. Lineage: Eukaryota; Fungi; Ascomycota; Sordariomycetes; Hypocreales; Nectriaceae.